AUGGAUUCUGAAUAUCAACAACGUGUCUCACCUACUGCGUCAAAUAGACGACGUCGUGAAUUGGAUGUAGACCAUGAAUGGGGACGAAGGCGUGGGCGAGGACGUGGUCGAGGUCGUGGUCGAGGUCGUGAUCCAGUUUCGGUAGAAUAUGAUAUUCCCAGUGCCAAUCAAAGUAGGGGCCGAAGCCAAAGACGAGUUGAAGGUUAUGAUAUGCCUGACAUUGCUAUGGAGGAUACCUCUUUACCUGAUUCUCCUCUUGUCCAGGAAGAGUACCUUACUCAUGCUUUUCUAAGUGGACCGACUGAUCCGUCAAUACUGCAGAGUUUCAAUAGUCAUGUGGCUGCAGCUAUUUGGCACGGGGAGUCUAGACUGUCACAGUUAGCUCGUUGCACUUAUCGGUUCGUCAACAAGCUUCUAAUUUCCAGUUUUGUUGAGAGAUGGCAACCUGAGACGAACACAUUUCACAUGACAGUUGAUGAGAUGACCUUGACUCUGGAUGAUGUUGGCACUAUUCUUGGCCUUCCCAUUGUAGGCAAAUCAGUCAGCAUACCAGAUGUGACAGAUCAUCAUGGAGUUACAUUACUCAUUUAUGUCUUGGGGAUUACUGAACGUGCAGCAUAUGAAGAGGUUUCUUCUGCUGGUGGCAAUUCAGUCAGGCUUGAAUGGUUGUGA
Molecule: messenger RNA, 672 nt
Organism: Camellia sinensis
Lineage: Eukaryota; Viridiplantae; Streptophyta; Magnoliopsida; Ericales; Theaceae
Source: RefSeq, a predicted model, not a curated record